UUAUUACGCCAGUAACGAUCGAUUAUCUGUCCCACAAAGUCUCUCCUUUACAAUUCAUAUUCUUCCACAUAGACCUUCUACUCGAACGAUGCCUGCUUCAAUCCUUAUAUAUAGGCAUAUUUACAAGUCUUGGCUCUUUGGAACGUGUCCUUCCACGCCCCGGAAAGCACAUAUUCUCCGAGUAGCUCUCGGUAGUCAGUGCUAGGUAGGCAACUUAGUCACAUCUUGAACAAGUACAUCCCGACUGGUCCCUCCUCGUAUAUAUUGCGUUUUAGCCAGCUCCACGAUCUUCGUCUCCGAUAGUAGGCGAGAGAAUCAUAUACCUAGGUAGAUUGGACUGACUGAUAACUCUGACCGACAAGUCUUUCUGGCUCCUAUCAAUUUUAUUUUAUAAUACUCUUCUAUUUCCCUUUCUCUUAACUCAUCCUCUCUCUCUCUUCUCUCCGUAUAUAAAUCAACUUUUAUCUUUAUCAUUCCUAAAACUUAACCUCACAAGUGUGCUGAGCGUCUCAAAGUCAAAAUUGGCUCAGCUCUGUUGAACCUUACCAUACUAUAUACAUAAUAGUAUUCUCCUGUUUGCCCAUCUAGUCAUAAUUCUUCACAAUGGCUCCUGAUAUCGAUUCCAUGCCUCGGUCUAAGGCCACACCAAACGGCAAUGGCCCAACGGCACCCACGGUGACCAAUGGAGCUAAUGGAGUCAACAGUGUUCAUGGUGUUGAUGGUUCUUCCGACAGCCAGCCUAAUAUUCUCUUCCUGAUGGCUGAUCAGUUGGCCGCACCCCAACUCAAGAUGUACAACCCGGAGUCCCAAAUUAAGACUCCCAACCUUGAUGCUUUGGCAGCGAAGUCUGUUCAGUUCGACUCGGCUUAUUGCCCAUCCCCCCUCUGCGCCCCUUCUCGUAUGAGCUUGAUCUCUGGGCAGCUUCCCAUGAAGAUCGGAGCUUACGACAAUGCUUCUCAGAUUGGAAGUGAUGUGCCCACGUACGCGCACUACUUGCGCCUUAAGGGAUACCACACCGCCUUGGCGGGGAAGAUGCACUUCGUUGGGGACCAGCUUCAUGGCUAUGAGACUCGUCUGACUAGUGAUAUCUACCCUGGUGACUUCGGCUGGGCCGUGAACUGGGAUGACCCGGAAAGACGGCUUGAGUGGUAUCACAACUCCAGUUCUAUUCUGCAAGCAGGACCUUGCGUACGAAGCAAUCAGCUGGACUAUGACGAGGAAGUGAUGUAUAAGUCGACUCAGUUCCUUUACGAUCAGGUUCGUGAAGGACCGGACAAACGACCAUUCUGUCUUACGGUGUCACUAACACAUCCUCAUGACCCAUAUACUAUUGAAGAAAAGUAUUGGGAUAUGUACGAGGAUGUUGACAUUACAUUGCCAAAAGUUAAGAUUCCUAAGGAGGAACAGGAUGCCCACAGCAAGCGGCUGAUGAAGGUAUGCGACCUCUGGGACGAGAACUUCUCAGACGACCAGGUCAAGCGAGCUCGGCGAGCAUACUACGGCGCUGUCAGCUAUGUUGAUGACUGCAUUGGGCGUAUACUUAAAGUCCUCAAGAACUGCCGGCUUGACGACAACACCAUUGUCGUAUUUAGCGGGGACCACGGUGAUAUGCUUGGAGAGCGUGGCUUAUGGUACAAGAUGAGUUACUUCGAAUCAUCUGUGCGAGUACCUCUUCUGCUCUCCGAUCCCCGGAGAUUCACACCGCACCGGGUCAAGCAGAAUGUAUCGACCCUGGACAUUCUCCCGACUUUGUGUGACCUCGUGGGUACCAAGCCGGCACCCGGCCUACCCAUGGACGGCCUUUCUCUGUUACCCCACCUUGAAGGCAGAGAGGGGCACGACACCGUUAUUGCUGAAUACACAGGCGAAGGUACUAUCAGUCCCUACAUGAUGAUCAAGCGUGGCCCUUGGAAAUAUAUCACAUGCCCAACCGACCCGCCACAGCUAUACAACCUAGAGCAAGACCCACUGGAGCUCGUCAAUUUAGCACGACUUGUAGAUAAGAAGUCUGGGCUCACCGCCGAAGAGGAAGAAGCAAAGACCAAGUUUGAGAAAUUCGAGGCCGAAGCUAAGGCUAGGUGGGAUUUUGAUGCUAUUACCGAACAGGUGCUUUUAUCGCAGCGGACAAGAAGACUUGUGUGGGGCGCACUAAAUGAGGGCAAGUUCGAGGCGUGGGAUUACAACCCCAACGAUAAUGGCACAUCCAAAUACAUUCGAUCCUUCCUACCCCUGGAUGAUUUGGAACGAAGAGCUAGAUACCCACCAGUUGAUAAGUACGGUCUAGAGACUCGAUCCAUCACUAUCGACCAAGCUGGGUCACACAACGAGUAACGCUUAUUUAAUGGAUACGUAAUGUAUACGAUGCAUCUCGUGGAGUCCUGCACAUAUUUAUGGAAAUUGGCUUUGCUAUCUUCAUAAAAGUCUUGGGUAUUUAUUUGUGGAGUAUUUAGCGACGUUAUGGGUGAUUAUUUGAUGGGAUAUACAAAACGGCGCAGCAUUAAGUAAGAUACCUAUGGUUCGCUUUGCGUAGGUAUCGUUGGAUGUGUUUCUGCUACCUACAUAGUAAGAAUCAAUAGAUUCAAUAGAUAGGGAAUUGAGACUUGAUCUAAUUUGUUCUGGAUUUUCUGGUGCUGCUAUUGUGGGUUGUA
Hypoxylon fragiforme is the source of this 2648-nucleotide messenger RNA. Its product is annotated as choline-sulfatase. Lineage: Eukaryota; Fungi; Ascomycota; Sordariomycetes; Xylariales; Hypoxylaceae. Gene Ontology annotation, molecular function: sulfuric ester hydrolase activity. The transcript is spliced from 5 exons. The coding region runs from base 604 to 2331 and encodes 575 amino acids. The record is from RefSeq and is a predicted model, not a curated record.